AGGGGACGGGUGCGUGGGAGGACGCCGCUGACGCAUAACGACUAACGGAUUGGGCAUCUGGACCCAGCCACAUCAAGAACUUGAAUGGUGGGAUAUGUAAGUAUUUGGCUAAGAGAGCGAUUUAAAAGAGCACACGAUGAUCGCAAAGAUCGGCUUUGGCGACAUCCCGAGUCCUCCUUCUCCAGGUUCAUCCUGGAUAGGCUGAACGCUGUAUUGGUUCUGCCAGCCCCAACUCGUCAGUCGUCAUGAAACUCCUGGCCGCAGUCGCCGUCCUUCUUGGGCCUCUGGCUCUAGCCACGGCGGUGCCGCAGUUGGAACACAGAGUUUCAUACGAUGGAUACAGGGUCUACCGCAUCGCGACGCACCACAAUGCUGCCUCGGUCAAAGCCCAGCUCAAGGGCUUCGCAACCGUGCCCUUCAACCUCGAUACGGACGAGCAUCUGGACGUGGCCAUACCGCCUGGGCAGAUUUCCGCCUUUGAAUCUCUCGGACUAGAGACGGAGGUCAUGCAUGAGGACUUGGGCGCUGAUAUCGCCGAAGAAGGCAGCUUUGCGGCAUACCGAGGAGUCGAGGCCCAGGCGGUUCCAAGCCUAACGUGGUUCGACUCGUAUCACAGUUACAACGACCACGUCCAGUACUUUAACGACCUGCAGGCCGCCUUCCCUCAGAAUUCUGAAAUAUUCACCAUUGGCAACUCAUACCAAGGCCGCAGUAUCUUUGGCAUCCACAUCUGGGGUAGCGGUGGCAAGGGAUCCAAGCCGGCGGUGUAUUUCCAUGGGACUGUCCAUGCCCGUGAAUGGAUCACCGCAAAGGUCGUGGAAUACAUCACCUACAACCUCCUCACGCAGUACGAUAAUGAUACAACAGUCAGGGCUGUCCGUGAUAGCUACGACUUUUACAUCCUUCCAGUUGUCAACCCGGACGGCUUCGUCUACACGCAGACCAACGACCGGCUCUGGCGCAAGAACCGCCAGCCGCGCUCGGGCAGCUCCUGCGUAGGCACUGACAACAACCGCAACUGGCCCUACAUGUGGAACGUCUCGGGCGGGGCCUCGACCAACCCGUGCGCCGAGACGUACAAGGGCCAGGCGGCGGGCGACACGCCCGAGAACCAGGCGCUCGUGGCCUUUUCCCAGAAGCUGCGGAAUCAGGGCAACGGCAUCAGGCUGUACAUUGACUGGCACAGCUACGGCCAGUACAUCCUGCUGCCCUACGGCUACAACUGCCAGGCGCGCGCGGCCAACCACGCCCGCCAGACGACGCUGGCCUCGGCCGUCGCCGCCCGCAUCGCCCAGCCCUACGGCACCCGCUUCACCUACGGGCCCUCGUGCUCCACCCUGUACGCCACCACGGGCAGCUCCGUCGACUACAUGACCGACGUUGCCAACGCAACUUAUGCCUGGACCAUUGAGCUGCGACCCACGGGCUCGGGCGGAGGCGGCUUUGUGCUGCCGCCCGCCCAGAUCUUGCCUUCGGCUGUGGAGCAGUGGGAGGGGAUGAAGUAUCUUCUUGCUACCAUGUGAAGAGCCGGGUAUUGUUGGGUGUGCCAAGAGGUUCAGGUACAUAGUGACAAUGAACAAUGAGAAUGACUGGGCAAUGGGCAUUGAAAAUGAUAUGUUGCUUCCAUCUUAUUUUUGCUCUUU
Canariomyces notabilis is the source of this 1643-nucleotide messenger RNA. RefSeq lists its product as uncharacterized. Gene Ontology annotation, molecular function: metallocarboxypeptidase activity; zinc ion binding. NCBI's taxonomy places the organism in Eukaryota, Fungi, Ascomycota, Sordariomycetes, Sordariales, Chaetomiaceae. Gene Ontology annotation, biological process: proteolysis. The transcript is spliced from 4 exons. The coding region runs from base 246 to 1523 and encodes 425 amino acids. The record is from RefSeq and is a predicted model, not a curated record.